GGGGAGGGAGCGGCCAGCGGGCGGCGGGCACGGGCGGCACGAGCAGGUGGGAGCCGCCGAGGGGCGAGGCCGCCCGCGGGGGCGCCAGGCGGCGGGGACUGCGCCGCGCCCCUGUCCGCGGUGCGCGCUCGCGGUGCGCACCGGGCGUCCUCGACUCUCGCGCGCCCAGCCUGCUCGGGCCCUACCUGCGGCGGCCGUCGGGGGCGCGGAGCCCCCAGCGCUGCCGAGCCGCAUGAACAAUAGGCGGCGGCGGCACCCGCGGGCGGCCGCCCCGCACCCUAUGGACCAGCCGCUCCAUGGAGUCCUCCAGAUCGCUUCUCGGCUGCCUGGCGAGCGCCACUGCCGCCCCGCCGGGGGACGAUGCCACGGGCGCUGGGGCCGAAGAGGAGGAGGACGAGGAGGAGGCGGCGGCCGAGCUGGGAUCUCACGCCGCGCUGCCCUACUGGACGGCUGUGUUCGAGUACGAGGCGGCGGGCGAGGACGAGCUGACCCUGCGGCUGGGCGAUGUGGUAGAGGUGCUGUCCAAGGACUCGCAGGUGUCCGGCGAUGAGGGCUGGUGGACCGGACAGUUGAACCAGCGGGUGGGCAUCUUCCCCAGCAACUACGUGACCCCGCGCAGCGCCUUCUCCAGCCGCUGCCAGCCGGGCGCCGAGGACCCCAGCUGCUACCCGCCCAUUCAGCUGUUAGAGAUUGAUUUUGCGGAGCUAACCCUGGAGGAGAUCAUCGGCAUUGGGGGCUUUGGGAAAGUUUACCGAGCUUUCUGGGUGGGCGAUGAGGUGGCCGUAAAGGCAGCUCGUCACGACCCUGAUGAGGACAUCAGCCAGACCAUAGAGAACGUUCGCCAAGAGGCCAAGCUCUUUGCCAUGCUGAAGCACCCGAACAUCAUUGCACUCAGAGGGGUGUGCCUGAAGGAACCCAACCUCUGCUUGGUCAUGGAGUUUGCUCGUGGAGGGCCUCUGAACAGAGUAUUGUCUGGGAAGAGGAUUCCCCCGGACAUCCUGGUGAACUGGGCCGUGCAGAUCGCCAGAGGGAUGAACUAUCUACAUGAUGAGGCGAUCGUACCCAUCAUCCACCGAGACCUUAAGUCCAGCAACAUAUUGAUCCUGCAGAAAGUGGAGAAUGGAGACCUGAGUAACAAGAUUCUGAAGAUCACCGACUUUGGGCUGGCACGGGAAUGGCACCGGACCACCAAGAUGAGCGCGGCGGGAACAUAUGCUUGGAUGGCACCUGAAGUCAUCCGUGCUUCCAUGUUUUCCAAAGGCAGCGAUGUGUGGAGCUAUGGUGUACUGCUUUGGGAGCUGUUGACUGGCGAGGUGCCCUUCCGGGGCAUUGAUGGCUUAGCAGUGGCUUACGGUGUGGCCAUGAACAAACUCGCCCUUCCUAUCCCCUCUACAUGUCCAGAGCCUUUUGCCAAACUUAUGGAAGACUGCUGGAAUCCCGACCCCCAUUCGCGCCCGUCUUUCACGAGUAUCCUGGACCAGCUAACGACUAUAGAAGAGUCCGGUUUCUUUGAGAUGCCCAAGGACUCCUUCCACUGCCUGCAGGACGACUGGAAACAUGAGAUUCAGGAGAUGUUUGACCAACUCAGGGCCAAAGAAAAGGAGCUCCGAACCUGGGAGGAGGAGCUGACCCGGGCUGCGCUCCAGCAGAAGAACCAGGAAGAGCUGCUCCGGCGUAGGGAGCAGGAGCUGGCGGAGCGGGAGAUCGACAUCCUGGAGCGAGAGCUCAACAUCAUCAUCCACCAGCUGUGCCAGGAAAAGCCCCGGGUGAAGAAACGCAAGGGCAAGUUCAGGAAGAGCCGGCUGAAACUCAAGGACGGCAACCGCAUCAGCCUCCCCUCCGAUUUCCAGCACAAGUUCACGGUGCAGGCCUCCCCGACCAUGGAUAAAAGGAAGAGUCUGAUCAGCAACCGGUCGAGUCCUCCUGCAAGCCCCACCAUCAUCCCUCGUCUUCGAGCCAUCCAGUUGACACCUGGUGAAAGCAGUAAAACCUGGGGCCGGAGCUCAGUUGUUCCAAAAGAGGAAGGGGAGGAAGAGGAGAAGAGGGCCCCAAAGAAGAAGGGCCGGACAUGGGGACCAGGAACACUUGGGCAGAAAGAGCUCACAUCAGGAGAUGAAGGCUCCCCCCAGAGACGGGAAAAAGCUAAUGGCUUAAGUACCCCAUCAGAGUCUCCACACUUCCACCUGGGCCUCAAGUCCCUGGUAGAUGGAUACAAGCAGUGGUCAUCCAGUGCCCCCAACCUGGGGAAGGGCCCAAGGAGUAGCCCCGCCCUACCUGGGUUCACCAGCCUUAUGGAGAUAGAGGAUGAGGACAGUGAAGGCCCAGGAAGCGGAGAGAAUCAUCUACAGCAUUCACCCAACCAGUCCUACCUCUGUAUCCCGUUUCCUCGCGGCGAGGAUGGGGACGGCCCCUCCAGUGAUGGAGUUCAUGAGGAACCUACCCCAGUCAACUCAGCUACCAGUACCCCUCAGCUGACGCCAACCAACAGCCUCAAGCGCGGUGGGACCCACCACCGGCGCUGUGAGGUGGCUCUGCUUGGAUGUGGAGCUGUUCUGGCAGCCACAGGCCUAGGGUUUGACUUGCUGGAAGCUGGCAAGUGCCAGUUGCUUCCCCCAGAGGAACCUGAGCCACCAGCCCGGGAGGAGAAGAAGAGGCGUGAAGGUCUUUUCCAAAGGGCCAGCCGCCCUCGUCGGAGUACCAGCCCCCCCUCCCGAAAGCUCUUCAAGAAGGAAGAACCAAUGACCUUGCUAGGAGACCCCUCUGCCUCCUUGACACUUCUGUCUCUCUCCUCCAUCUCUGAAUGCAACUCUACCCGCUCCCUACUGCGCUCUGACAGUGAUGAGAUCGUGGUGUAUGAAAUGCCAGUCAGCCCAGUUGAAGCUCCACCCCUAACCCAAUGUACCCACAACCCCCUGGUUAAUGUCCGAGUGGAGCGCUUCAAGAGAGACCCCAACCAGUCCCUGACUCCCACCCAUGUCACCCUCACAGCCCCCACGCAGCCUAGUGGUCACAGGCGGACUCCUUCUGAUGGGGCACUUAAGCCAGCAGCAGCCCCUGCAGUACUAGGCAGCAGGAGCCCCUCCAGCAAUGGAAUGAGUCCCAGUCCUGGAACAGGCAUGUUGAAAACUCCCAGUCCCAGCCGAGACCCAGGUGAAUUUCCCCGUCUCCCUGACCCCAAUGUGGUCUUUCCCCCAACUCCAAGGCGCUGGAACACCCAGCGAGACUCUACCUUAGAGAGACCCAAGACCCUGGAGUUUCUGCCUCGACCUCGUCCUUCUGCCAACCGGCAGCGGCUGGACCCUUGGUGGUUUGUGUCUCCCAGCCAUGCCCGCAGCGCCUCCCCAGCUAACAGCUCCAGCACAGAAACACCCAGCAACCUGGACUCCUGCUUUGCCAGCAGCAGCAGCACUGUGGAAGAGCGGCCUGGACUUCCAGCCCUGCUCCCUUUACAGGCAGGGCCACUGCCCCCUGCUGAGCGGACACUUUUGGACCUGGAUGCUGAGGGGCAGAGCCAGGAUAGCACUGUGCCCCUAUGCAGAGCUGAGCUGAAUGCACACGGGCCUUCCCCAUAUGAGAUCCAACAGGAGUUCUGGUCUUAGUGUAAAAAGGGCCAGGGUGGGCAAGGGAGAAGUCGGAGGAGGCGGAGGGAGCUGGCUGGCACAGCCUGGGAUCCAGACCUCCUCCUUGCACUGAGAAUGCACUUUGAAGAUGGAAGGGAUGGGAGCAGGGCCAGUUCGGAGGGUCUCCUGCCCUGCAGGAUUUUUUCUCCAUGUUCACAAGAGGGGCUGUGUCAGCUCUGGCUGUGUAGAGAGGAGUGUGCGCGUAUGUCCCCACCUUCCGGUCUUCCUUACCUUUUAGGGUGACACUACAGAAUCAUUCAGCCAAAUCCAUCCACUGCCUCUCCUCCUCAGCCAGCCAUAGCUGUCCUUGGGUUCCCUUUGUCAGCCCUGAGUCCUACCUGUUCACACAUCUGUACUGAUGUUCUGUGAUCUGACUUAUCGUCCACUCUUCCUACGACUCAGUGUCACCUUUGGUAUUUGAUGAGUGUCUUGUGUCCUAAGUCCUUCCGUGCUAGCUGAUGGGGAUCGGCUGGCCUUAUGAAGGCCAGAGGGCUUGACAGAUCAGGUACUGCCUACCUGUGCAAAUCUCAAUGGGAACUGAGAGUUCAGAGAAGGAGGAGAGGAGAGGAGGCAGUCAGGAACAGUUCAGUCAGGCUGGGUGGGGAGGCUAAUAGAGUCAGGCCUUGGUUUGGUUUGGGUUUAAGUUUUAGAAACAAAGGCAGAAAUCAGCACCUUUUGCAUGGCAUGGGUUCAGAUCAUGCUUACACCAGGUUUGAAUAUAAGCAGAUUCAUCUCAGGAAUAUCUGUUUGAAAGACACACUCACUGAGCCCAGUUCUGAAGUCAGGAACAAUGCCUGCAUUUGUCUGUCUUGUUGAGCUUCCAUUCUUCCCUCCGGUUCCUGGGCUUUAGGUCAUAUGUGAUUCACAGAGACACCUGAAUUAUGUCAAUAGCAUAUGGGGUUGGGUCCUGGACCAUGAGGUAUGGAACUAUGGGGAUUUCUUCAUUGGACUGUCCAUUUUGUGAUGUCCCUGAAGUAAAUGGAACCCUUAGUAAUAAUGUUUGGGUGCAGUGAGGCAGUAGCAUGAUACAGUUCCUGAGGCGCUCAGUGGCUACUGACACCAUCUCUGUCUCUAUACACAGAGAGCCUUUGUGUUGGGUCCUGCACCAUGAGCUGGGUCGCAAGAGACCAGAGAGGCUAGUGCUGAUGUAUUUAAUAUUUGUUUCUUAAACUUGAAUAUGGAGCUUCAAAGUGUUUUCACCCAUUUUCUUCGCUGUCCAUUCCCUUGAGCCCCCUGUGUUGUGGGUGACAGUAACAGCUUGGUUGAGGUUACAGUCCCCAGUGGUGUUGGAGUCUGUCUACUGGCUCUCCUGUGUUUGCCGCCUGGAUGCCCAGAGGGUUAGAGCGGUACUCAUGGUGUAGGUGACAGAUUUCAUCAGUGCUGUUUCUCUGGGAAGAACAUAUGAGAUGACGUUGGUUCCCACAAGUUCUUUAUGAGCUCAUUUGCCCUUUGUCUUGACCCUGCACCCCCAGUUUCAGACAGGGGAUUGGUGCUGACGGUGUCAGCCAGAGUUUUGCUAUAAUAUCUGAUCUUCCCUCUUGGCUCUGUGAAGUGAGAAUGGAAGAGGUUAACUUUGCCCCCCAUACUCUGACCCCUCACAUAGGAGAGGGGAGCUCGUGAACCCCGUUGUCCCAGCCAACCCAGUGAUGAUGCUCCACUGCUCCAUCUGCACACCUUGCCUGCAUUAAAGCUUUAGGUUAGGCUGCAGCUGGCUCCAGCCUGUGCUCCAGCCCCAAGCAGGGCUUGACUGUAGCCAUCUCUCCAGGAAAGACAUAGUUACAGAUGCAGUGUACACUGAGUGGCUGCUACAGGCCAUUGAGUGACAGGUGGGAUCCAGCUCAUCUCUACCCAACAUUCCGACAGAGGAAGGCCUUGCUAAAGAGAUGAGCAUACCUGAGAGACAUGUAAACUGCUGCAAUGAGUUAGCGUGGGUUAGUGUUGGGGGAGGGGUCUUGUUGAGCUCCACCAAACCUGUGCAGUGCUGGCCCACUGCCUGCCACUCUUCCGUGCGAGUGAGCCUAGAGACGGGAAGAGUGUUAAGAAGUUACCAUUUGUGUGACAUAGGUUCCCAUAUCUGUGGUCAUGGUUAGGACGAGGCUUGGUAGCUGUGAAUAAACCCACUUAAGUGACAGUAGCUUCCCCCUUUCACUUCCCUUUCCUCAAAGACGUGGCUGUCUGCUCGGAGCAUGCGUCCGCUACCUUCAGGCUGCUAGCAGGAUUGGAUACUGUUCUUUUCUGUGAGUCUUCUCAUGCCUUCACUUGCCAGUGCUUAUCCUUAGAGACCCAGGCUGUUGCUGGGAACUGAGGAGAUGCCUCCUUCGCCACUUCCAGCUAUUUCCGGGAAGCUGUCGUGGAUGCUCUUCAUGUGGUGGUCUUUGACAUCCCCGUGACCUUGUAGGCGUCAUAAUAACGAUUGCCUACAUUUGAACAACUCAGAACAGGGAUGUUUUUCCUUCUGACCUUAAAAGAAAAGUGACAUCAUUUUCCUCACAUUCAAUACACUUGUCUCAAAAACAGGAAGACUGACAGACAGACAGAUGCUGUUUGGAUGGUUGAGUCUGGCCAGAGCUCUGAGCCCGGCCCGCCUCCUCGGUUCCUCUUCUCUUGCAUGACUCCGGUCCUGUGUCUUGAUCCCUCUCAGGUUUCCUUCUAAAAGCCUUUAUCAUACACUUCCCUUGCAAGGGCAUUGAGACACUGUGGCUCCCUGCAAGGGCAUUGAGACACUGUGGCUCCCUGCCAGCUCAAGGGCCAGCUCCUUCCCCUGCGCGAUGAAUGUGCUGAAGCUGACAGCAUGGUUCUCACCAUCUUUGCCUCAGGUCAUCUUGCCUUAGUCUUAUCCCUUGGCUUCUGGAAGAUGAGUGAUGUGGAGUUGGUUGAACAUGAUUAAUGGGCACCCAGGCCAGGCGCAUGCUCUCCCACCACUUCAUGAUCAUUUCCUAACUCCCUCCCCCACUUAACCUGAUCAGCUGGAUGUCCUUACCAUUGGUGUCUUACUGAGGAAAUGGGGGCUUGGUGGCAGCAUCUGGGUGGCAGUUUGCUGGCCUCUGCUUUUUGAGGAUCAUCCCGAGGGUCAUAACUUGCUAAGAAUUCGAAAUCAGGUCAGCUCUGGAAUAAUCGUUAGGAAAAGGGUCCCUGGGCGUGGAACAUCACGUGGCAAAGGAUAAUACUCCUCAUAGAAUCCCUUUACCCUCAGGCUGUUGCUCAGGGACAGGAGACUUGGCAGGGUGUCUAGAUCCAACCCUGGCUCCAUGCUGUUGCCCCAUGAGAAGGACCAUUCUUAACUCAUGAAGUUCAUGUCUUCUGCACAUUCUCUUCUUUCCUCUGCUACCCCACCCCAACCCCCAUAGCUGCAUCUCCCACUUGCUAAGCAAGGGCCUACCAAUAUCAAGCUCUGAACAGAGUAAAGAACAGUGGGCCCUGAAGGCUGUGGCUGUGAGUGGACACCUCAGGAUGUAAGUGUCCAGGGGUGCUCCACCACGGGUGCGGAGCCCCCGACUCUUUAUCACGUUUAUUUGAUCAUGUGCCUUUGGAUGGGUGUGUGAGUAAUUGCGUGAUCCGACAGGUCAGAAGCACGCCUUUCUGCCUCUAGAAGGCCUGGGAAAGAGGCAGGGCCCACUGUUGGUGAAGUACUGAACUUCCUCUAAGGACUUGUGUAGACUGGAAUUGAGGUAGAGGUAAGAGUGGCCCUCAGGGAGUUGUGGGUGGCAAGAACCUGGCGACUUCACCUGUCCAUUUUCACGCUGAAGUUUGCCGGUGUGUGGCCCUCAGAAGCCCUCCUGUGAGCUGGGGGUGAUGUUCACCUCUCUGCUUAAGGCCCUAACUUUAAAACCUACCACCUUAGCUAGGUUCUGUGAUGCAUUCCUGGAAGCCCAGCUACUCAGGAGGCUGAGGCAGGGCAAUUGCUUUAGCCUGGGGUGUGAUGUCAGUCUAGGGCAACAUAACAAGGUCCUGUCUCUUAAAUGUGUGGAGCCAGAGCCCCAGCUCCAGCACAGAUGGCUUCACCUUGCAACACUGCUUCCCUUGGUGGAGAAAAGUGAGAAUGUCUGUGACUGGAGGUCAAAGACUAAAGUUGCCCAUUCCGGAAAUAUGGCUCAGUCAUAUAGCACUUGUCCUUGUCCUUGGCUUGACCUGAGAAUGACUUCCUGUUAUGACACAGUUGUUGGAAACACAUUUCCAGAUGGCAAAACAGUAUUUUCCUAGUUCAAAAAUUGCAAUAAAAUCUGCAUAUAGAAGGAGGAAGACCCUUCCCCUUGGACUCUCCCCUGGCAUGGAUACCUGGAGGCUCACCAUCUCUGGUACUUAGUUGGAGGACAGGAACCAGGAGCUGGAAUCUUGUUUGAUUAAGGGAAAUCAAUCCAUAUCUAAUUAGUCAAACCCAGACCUGGGUUCCUUGUUAGGUCUACAAGCCAAGUGUGUUUCUUUUAUUUUUUUCAUGAGCUGCUUCUAGGUAUUCACUGCCUUCUCUAUCCGUUUCUGGUUGCGGACCCUGGAGGCACUGGGGCCUCCCUAAGCUGCUGGAGAAGCGCUGGACUGACUGCAGAGUGCUGGGUUCUCCUGAGCUCUGCACUCAGGUCCUUGAUUUCUUUUCUGCCUUUGUCCCUGCAUCCUCUCCAAGUCUAGAGAUGGAAAAGAGAAGAUCCUGGGAUUGAGAGUACUGACCUGAGCUGGGAGCGCCUUUGGAAACAGGCCCUGCCCUGCCCUGCUCUGACUGACCCUCUAACUGCUCUCCGGGGUGUUUGGGUUGUCAGGUGUGAAUGUGGCAGCAAGAUGGCAUUCCAGGAUGGGAAUAAGAACACAGACCUAGUGUUCAGAGAGCAGCCUUUCCUACCAGGGCAGGAGGGGAGAAGCCCCUCAGGUCAGAAUGGCUGUAAGGGAAACCCUGACAAUGUGAAGACCCCUGAGAAGAGAUACGGCAUGCUUUGUACUCGCUCAAGACCAAAUUUCAAAAGUUCUGUGUUGCCUUCGCUCCUGCCAUCUUUCACACCGCCAUACCUACACAGACAACCUUAGGGCUGAGCACCGACCGUGUCAUGGAUGUUUUUAUUAAUUUUGGCAUUUUAGAAAGUUAUAUUGAAGUAUGGUUUAGCCUUUGAUUACUAAUUUUUUUUUUUACCUCCCUUUGACAUUUGUAUACAAUGCAAGUGCCUUCCCAGCCUGGUAUGGGAUAGGCCCUGCCUAACGUCUGCAGGGGCUCCAGAUGGAGCUGUGCUGUUUGACACAGGGCUUUGUGUUUUAUCCUCAUCACCACCUCAUACCACAAGUUCUAAGUGCUGCUUGUCACCCCCUGGGAGCCCUGGCAUUCGGAUAUGACAGGGCAGCACCCUGUUCCUAUCCUUGGCCCUGUAACUAGGGUGACUUGUCCUUCCUUCAUGUUCUCUGGCUGCCUUUCAGGCUCUCAGAAGCAUUCCAGGAGAAAGCGGUCCUAUAGAGAGAAGCCUGAAGAUUCUCAACUUUAAAUUCUCUGCGAAUUCUAGAAGUAAAUGGACCUCAUUCAUCAGUCUUGGGUCUCGGGACUCUUCUGCUCCCCUGUGUGCUAAGCUUUGCAACCGUUGUCCCCCCACCCCCACCCCUGCACGGCAAACCUUCACACUAUCCACCAGGGUCAGGCUCCCUGCCAUUUCCUGCCUUCAUGGUCACAUCACUCACGCCAUUUAUUCUACCUCCAGUUCCAAGGCCAUGUCUGCUAUGGCUUUUAUUUAUUAUUUUUGUUAUCAUUAUUACUUUGGACAGGGUCUCAUGUAACCCAGACAGGCUUCAAACUUGCUAUAUAGCUAAGGAUGACCUUGGAUGAUCCUCCACCCUCCACUUCCCAGAUGCUAAGAUUAUAGGCGUGUAACUUAGUUUAUUCCUGGCGGAAUAAGAAGAGGGUUUAUCCUGGCCCAGGUGUGGAGCUGAAUGACAGAUUUUAAGAAAAGCUACUAAAUCUUCCACAUAAGGAGGUUCUGUCCAGAAAUGUAUGUGCAUAUAUUUUGUGACUCCUUAUACACUACUCCCCAGAGUUGGUGGGUAUUACCUGCAUCCAAGAAUGUGUGGACAGACUUGGGGUGUUCGUACUGUGUGCCAAGAGUCACAGACCUGGUAAGCAAGUUGCCGAUCUCUCUGCUCUGGCCUGUGAGCACAUUCCUAGACCACUGUUGAAAAGCCUUAGGGUAAAAUUAGUCCAUCUCGGGUCCAUGUCGGUUCUGAAAUCGCCCCUUUCCCAAGGAGUUGUGUCCUCCGGCUGACCUGUGAUCUCCCCGAGCCCAGCAGUCUUCAUCAUUGCUGAUGGUAGCCUUCUCCUUCACCUUUCUCGGUUCUGCAGGGAUGCCAACCUCACUGGGAUGACUGUCUGCCCUGUAGCUCCCCUCCUCCCAGCACCGAGAAGGCCCUGGGUCUCUGCUGUCCGACUUGGAGCUUCCUGAUACUGCUCCUCCACUCUCCUCCGUUCCUAGUUCUUGGAGGUUGGAAGCCUGUUUCAGCUCCUGUCUUCUAGGGAGAUCAGAAUGUUGUCCUUUUGUCGCCUUGAGCCUUGGCACCCAGCAGGCAAAGCAGGAAGGUGUUGAACUCACUAGUGCUCUGCUUCUCCUGGCCCCUCCUGUAUUUCACCUUAGUCCACAGCCGGGCCUCCACAGACAGCGGUCUGAGGCUCUGUUCAAGGUCUCAAGGAAAGGCACUGGACAGGCUUUAGUUUCUGAAAAAGUUGUCUUUGGGGCUUUCUCCUGUUAGGUCCCUUGAGUCUAGAAGGUACAGUGAAAGAUGUUUGUUUUAUUGUUCAGUAUUUAACUACAAGCGUCCUUCCCUGCACCAGUGUCUCCUCUGUGUCCUGAGUCCCUCCUUGAGCUCCUAUUUGCUUUGCAAUUUAAAUUAUUGUGUAUUGUCAGAAGUAUUUAAAGAUGGAAAAGUCCUGAAGGAAGCUUAUUAUCAGGUUAUUUCCUUUGGCCUUUUCUCUUCGUGUCUUUCAAGGUACUGUACAUUGUUGACGGGAUGCCAAGCAGGCUGGGUUCAGUGGCUAAGCCUCCCACUAUUAUAGUGUCAUGCUGAUCUCAGCCUGGUCCCCACACCAGAGCUCUCAGAGACUUGAAUAAAACUGUCA
Mus caroli (Ryukyu mouse) is the source of this 10692-nucleotide messenger RNA. RefSeq names its product mitogen-activated protein kinase kinase kinase 9 (gene Map3k9). Gene Ontology annotation, molecular function: JUN kinase kinase kinase activity; ATP binding; protein binding. NCBI's taxonomy places the organism in Eukaryota, Metazoa, Chordata, Mammalia, Rodentia, Muridae. The record is from RefSeq and is a predicted model, not a curated record. Gene Ontology annotation, biological process: protein phosphorylation.